Cercospora beticola is the source of this 1047-nucleotide messenger RNA. RefSeq names its product SDR family NAD(P)-dependent oxidoreductase. The record is from RefSeq and is a predicted model, not a curated record. Lineage: Eukaryota; Fungi; Ascomycota; Dothideomycetes; Mycosphaerellales; Mycosphaerellaceae.
UAAAUAGUGGACUUGCGACAGGUGUUCACACAGACAAGAUACCCAUUCUACUGUGUUCCGCCCAGCAUGUCGUUCCUAGCAAUCGAAGGCCUCCACGCCUUCGUCACCGGCGCCUGCGGUGGCAUUGGCAGCGCCAUCGUCAAAGAGCUUCUCGCAAAUGGCUGCAAAGUGACAGCCCACGAUCUACGCCCACCAGGACCCAAUGCCCUCUCAAGCCCCAACAUCUUCUACACCCAAGGCGACAUCUCCGACGAAACCUCCAUCUCUCAAGCAAUCCAACAAGCCACAUCCCACUUCGGCCCCAUCAACAUCCUCUGCGCCAAUGCCGGAAUCACCAACGAGCAAUCUCACCCCAACAUCUGGGAAAUGCCGCUCGAAACAUGGGAAAAUGUCUACCGCGUCAAUAUUCGCGGAACAUUCCUCACAAUAAAACACUUCAUCCUCGCCGCGAUCGAAAGCCAAAAAGCUGCCGGCGGGGAAGAAUUGCACAAUCUAUCCAUCGUCGUCACAGGUUCCGAAUGUGGAAAAUUCGGCCAAGCAGGUCACGCUGAAUACGCUUCAGGUAAAGCUGGAUUGCAAUACGGGCUUGUUCCUACAGUCAAGAAUGAAAUUGUGAGGAUUAAUUCCAAGGCGAGAAUAAAUGCUGUGGCACCGGGUUGGGUGAAUACGGAGCUGAUUGGAGAUCGACUCGAUGACCCGAGAGAAUUGUAUUUCGAGGCGCAAGGGACGGUUGCUUUGAGGAAGAUCGCACAAGCAGAGGAUGUUGCGAGGACGGUGGCAUUUUUGGCAAGUCAUCGUGCGAGUGGGCAUAUGAGUGGGCAAUGUCUGAGUGUGGAUGGAGGAAUGGAAGGGAGGGUGGUGUGGAGAGAGGAGGAUGUGAAAGGGAGUAAAGUUUGGGGGAAUAAAGCUGAUGCUGCUAUACCGUAGUUCAACAGUUAUCACAAAGUAUGUACGGUCUGGCAAGUGUACCGUUGUGAUAGUAAGUCAAGACUACUGGUCACAAUGCUGGUCUGCUCGUAUGCCCAAUCGGGCAGCGGCGAACAUAGG